Molecule: messenger RNA, 1116 nt
Organism: Clonostachys rhizophaga
Lineage: Eukaryota; Fungi; Ascomycota; Sordariomycetes; Hypocreales; Bionectriaceae
Source: the annotation of a GenBank genome assembly
AUGGGCAUUAUGACGAGCUCCCGUGAGGGCUUCACCCUCGACUUCGUUGCCCGUUCCCUAGCGACGACAGUCCUCCAUCCUGUUCUGACUUCUACGCUGGCCAUCAUCGCCGGCAGCGACCUCCCAGCUCUGGCUCACGUUGCUGACAAGAUCGCCUCCAUCUUCCCUCACUACCGUCUGGCGCUCUACCUAACCGCAGGCACAGGGCUGGCCAUUUGGGGGAACAGCAUCCUGAACAAAUGGUCCGCCAACAAUUGGAUUCGCGACUCAACCUGGGACUUCAACAAGGAGAUUGUCCUCGUCACGGGUGGCAGCGGCGGCAUCGGGGCAAGCAUCAUCAGCCAUCUACUGGCCAAAAACAUCACGACUACCAUCGUAGUGGUCGACUACGUGCCUCUCAACUGGACCCCUCCCGACGGAUCUCGUGUGCACUACUACCAAUGCGACCUCAGCAACCAGGACCAAGUGCGCGAUGUCUCAGCGCGCAUCAAGAGCCAGGUCGGCCACCCGACCGUGCUCAUCAACAAUGCCGGCCUCAUGCGCGGGAACACCCUCCUCGAGGGCAGCUACGAGGAAACCUCCCUCACGAUCCGCACAAACCUCACAGCCCCCUUCCUCUUGCUGAAGGAGUUCCUCCCGGACAUGGUCGCCAACAACCACGGCCACAUCGUCAACGUCGGCUCGAUAAGCGCCGAGGUGGCCUGGCCGCGCCUGGGCGACUACGCGGCGACAAAGGCCGGGCUGGCGACUCUGUCUGAGGCCCUGCGGUACGAGCUGAGGAUAUGUUACAAGGCGCCGCGGGUGCGCGUGUCGAUUGCGCGGUUCAGCUUUGUGCGGACGGCGAUGGUGCAGGGCGAGGUGGGGAUGAACCACUUCCUCUUCCCGUUCCAGCACGUCGACAGUGUUGGGGAGAGGCUGGCGGAUGUGGUGGCGAGCGGGUAUGCGGAGAACGUGUAUCUGCCUGGGACGAUGAGAUACGUGGCCUCGCUCGUGUCUGGAGGACCAGAAUGGCUACAGCAAUUCCUCAUCGGUCGGUCAGCGCGGAAGGCGACCAUUGUCCUCAAGUCGACGAACAGGCAGCAGAUUGAUCCGAAGACGGGGUUCUUGGCUAAAUGA